GGACAAGAAAGUGUACAGUGCACCUUAAGAAAAGCCUGCACUGGCUGUGAUUGGCAAAGACAUUAUUCUCUCCUUGGUACCCUGCCGUUCCGGGAUUACAAUGACGUCACGCUGAUACCCUUGCAUGGAUGAAUGCUAAAGAACUAUAGAGCCACAAAUAAUAGCACAAGCAGAGUCCAUAUCUUAGAGGACUUACGUUAUCCUUUAAGCCUCCUUCAGCUGACACAACAACACUUUUUUUCUCUAUUUUUGUUAUUUUUUAUUGUUUUAUUUUUUGCACUUAAUGACGCUUAAUUUAAUUUCUCAUCGGGUCCUAGGGGGGGAUUAUUCAUUCAUAUAAAACAAUCUGCAGCUGGUGCCCGCCUAAAGUCUCCCUCCUUUGAGUCAAGUCAUCUAUUAUUGAGCGAAAGGCCGUGCGUGGAAAUGUGUGGAAGACGGUGGAUUUGAAGUAGAAUUGGUUGCAAUCGAUCAAGGGUGAAGAAUAUUCUUGAUGGUAACAAAAGAAGCAGCUAUGUCUUUCUCGCAGUUUGGAUAUCCUUACAAUGCAACUUCACAGUUUUUCGUGUCGGCAAACCCCAGUACGACUUGCUGCGAUUCGAUUUCCAGGUCGGUCUCUGACGGGACAGGGAGCUCCCAGACCGCCGCCGCUGCCGCCGCCGCCGCCUCCUUCUGCUGCCCCCCCUACGAGAACCGGCUCCUGGCGAGCAGCCGGACGGAGCUGAACGCGGCGCUGGGGAUGUACAGCUCUCCUUACGCAGCGGCAGCUGCAGCCAGCCAGAACUACGCCAACUACUUCCAAUACAGCGCCGACCCGUCCGCGCUCUACUCCUCUCUGAACCCUCAGUAUGACAUCAAGGACAGCACAAGCACUUUACACUCCGGCAUCACUCAAACGGCUGCAUACUACCCAUACGAUCACUCACUGGGACAGUAUCAGUACGACAGAUACGGGACGGUAGAUUUCAACGGAACAGCACGAAGGAAGAAUGCCACUCGAGAGACCACCAGCACCCUGAAAACGUGGUUAUAUGAGCACCGGAAGAACCCCUACCCCACCAAAGGAGAGAAGAUCAUGCUGGCCAUCAUCACUAAAAUGACUCUCACUCAGGUCUCCACCUGGUUUGCCAACGCCAGGCGGAGGCUUAAAAAGGAAAAUAAGAUGACCUGGUCACCAAAGAACAAGACCAGUGAUGACAGGAAGGACGACCUCAGCAAAAGUGAUCAAGACAUAACCAAAAACUCCAGUGAUUGCAAGGAGGAGAAGGAUCUACAUCUGAGUGAUCUGGAGGACAUGGACGAGGAAGACUGUGACAAGCUGGACAGCGACUGUGAAAAGGUGGCAGCAGACGAGCCGGACCUCCAAAGGGUCAUGGCGGUUUCCGGAGCUCUUCACAAAAGAGACUGCACCUCCGACCUGCACCUGAGCUUAACCAACAGCUUCCACUCGUUCCCCUGCGCCAUCAAAAGCGCCCCCGCCCUCCCUCCUCUCCCCUCCGACUUCCUGGAGUCCAAAGCCGCCCCUUCGACCGGCUCGACGGCAGGAGCGGUGUCCUUGUCUCACUUCGACGCGUCCGAAAAACCUCGGAUUUGGUCUCUGGCUCGGACGGCGGCUUCAGGGGUUAUACUGAGUGCUCAGCAGCACGGCUCCGAACUGAGAAAUUCAGCGGGGGACUGUCAGCUCCAAAGCUCCCGAAUUUCUGUACAGUGUGGGGCCAUGAGGGGCCUCCACGAAUCUAGCAGUGUCAAUAAUGCUGAGAGCCCCUUCUCGGAGGGCUCGUCCUUGCACUCAAAAGUCUGUGGAACUGGCAGCUACAGUCAUAAAGGCCUGCAGCUUAACUGUCCGUCCUAUACUGCACUCCAAGAGACAUGUCAGUACUCCAGCAUCGAAGGAUUCUCUGGGGGCAAAGCAGAGAUCCAGUCAUCUGACCUCAGUGAAGCCUGCGGGACCGCGCAGGAUGACAAGGUCACUGCAUUCAGGCCAGUCAUGAAGAGGUGAAGCAGACCGCUGGAGAGAGUUCAGCUAUAAAAACUAACAGGACAUCUAUUAUGCACUAAAGGAACAGCUGACCGAGAGCUUGACGCUUGGAAGAGCUGCUGCAAACUGUCAAACUGUGGACUUGACUAUCAUUUUGCACAACAUUGUUUUUAUGGUGUUACAGACUUUAUGCAAAAAAAACAAAAAUAUUCAAAAUGCGACAAAUUGCGUCUUUGUGUAUGGCAAUCGUGUGUUGAAACGUAUUUAUUUCUUUAUUUAUUUUGCUGUCUCUUUUCUUAUUAUUUAAGUGUUUAAUUGAGUGUAUUUUCUUUUUAGUAAUUUGUUUAUUUGUGACUGCGUGUUGUUUUUCCAGAUGUUUAAGAAGAAAAGUUUAGUCUGACUAACAAAAAAAAAAAAUCACCUGGAUCCACUGUUGGAUUUUUUUUGUUUCUUUUUUGUCAUUUUGUUAAACUGUGAAGUCUUCCUGUGUUUGCCACUGAUAACAUUUUUCUAAUACAUUUUUUCUAUAGAAGA
This is a messenger RNA of Oryzias melastigma (Indian medaka), 2509 nucleotides long. RefSeq names its product iroquois homeobox 6a (gene irx6a). The transcript is spliced from 7 exons. Gene Ontology annotation, molecular function: RNA polymerase II cis-regulatory region sequence-specific DNA binding; DNA-binding transcription factor activity, RNA polymerase II-specific. The coding region runs from base 491 to 1996 and encodes 501 amino acids. Gene Ontology annotation, biological process: cell development; neuron differentiation; regulation of transcription by RNA polymerase II. The record is from RefSeq and is a predicted model, not a curated record. Lineage: Eukaryota; Metazoa; Chordata; Actinopteri; Beloniformes; Adrianichthyidae. Gene Ontology annotation, cellular component: nucleus.